Messenger RNA from Pristis pectinata (smalltooth sawfish), 2713 nucleotides. RefSeq names its product immunoglobulin gamma-1 heavy chain-like. Lineage: Eukaryota; Metazoa; Chordata; Chondrichthyes; Rhinopristiformes; Pristidae. The record is from RefSeq and is a predicted model, not a curated record.
CCGACAAAGCCGGCCUGAGCUGAAGCCGCCGAUUUCUGGAGUGUCCAAGUCUGGCUCAGUGCACCGGGCGAUGGGGGUUGCUCUUUAUCUCUGUCUCCUUCUGUCCUGUCUGGCAGGCGUGCGGUCGGACAUCGUGCUGACACAGCCCGCGUCAGCGGUGGUAAAGCCCGGGGAGUCCCACCGACUGACCUGUGCAGUCAGUGGGUUCGAUCUCAGCAAGAAUGACGUGAGCUGGGUGAAACAGGUCUCCGGGAAAGGGCUGGAGUGGGUGGCGACGAUGGGCUCUAGCGGUGGCAAAUAUUACGCGCCUGGAGACAAGGGCCGAUGCGAGGUUUCCAAGGACAGCAGCACCGUCUAUCUACAAAUGAACAACCUGAGACUGGACGACACGGCCACCUAUUACUGUGCGAGUGUGCUUAACUACUGGGGGAACGGAACCUCGCUGACGGUGACUUCAGAUGUCAAGUCCUCACCAUCAGUCCACAUCACCUCUUCCAGCAGCAUAGAAUCUAACCAAGAGGUCAGCCUCCUUUGCCUGGUCAAGGACUUUGAGUCUGUCAGCAUCAGUUCAAUGUGGUCCACUAACAGUGGAGAGAUCACAACUGGAAUCAAGGAGUACCCAGUCGUCUUGGGGCAAAGUAUGAAAUACAUGAUGAGCAGCUUGCUCCGAGUUCCUGCAACAGAUUGGAACAGCAAUAAAGUCUACUCCUGCAAGGCAGGAUACAAGCCAGAUAAAAUAAAGCAAGCUGAGGUGCAGAAACGUGAAAUAAAAACUCAAGCUCCGGAGAUCAGCUCCCUUGUUCCAACCCUGAAGGAUGUCCAGAUUCAAAAACAAGCUAUCCUGGGCUGUUUGAUAUCCGGAUUCUAUCCCCACAAUAUACAGGUUUCCUGGAGAAAAGCUGGAUCAGUUCAAAUGGGUACUCCUCUCCGUUUUACAAUGAGAAACUGCUCUUUCUUUGAAACCAUCAAUUACCUGAUGGUGCCAUGGACCAAUGGAGACGAGUAUACUUGUGAAGUGACCCACACACCUUCUAGUUUCAGCAAGAGCAUCAGCAUAACAUAUCAAAAUGAAUUGUCUGUCUUUAUUCAAAAUCCUGGCAUUGAGGAGAUGUGGAUCAACAAGACCGCUAUCCUGAAGUGCACCAUUAUCUGUACUGAGCCGAGCAAGGUCCACAUCUCUUGGGAGGUGAGCGGGAAGGACAGAACUAAAGAAGCUGUGACCCAACCACCGGAGAGGGAAGGGAUCCAAAACACAGUGAUCAGUGAACUCCGGACCAGUGUGGAGGAGUGGUUCAGUGGGGUGGAGUAUGUGUGCUCCGCUCAAGCGCCUCCUCCAUCCACACCAGUGUCAGCAGCAACAAAAAGUACCAAAGUAAAAACAAAGGGUCCCAAGGUCAGACUGCUGCCUCCACCACAGGAAGAGACUAAGAAUAGGAGCACAGCCACCCUUGAGUGUGUGGUCUCUGGAUUCUACCCCGACCUUAUAAACGUCACCUGGGAGAAAGGCAGCUCCGUGAUCACCGCCAACACCAGCGCUACACCAACUGCUCUGGAGCAGGGGGCUACUUUCAGUGCCAGCUACUUCCUGACCGUGAGCUUACAGGAGUGGAAGUCAGACUCAGUCUUCAGCUGCACAGUGACACAUCCCCCCUCCAACACCUGUAUCAAGAAGCAAGUGAAGAACAUCCAAGAUGAAUGUUCAGAUACCCGCCCCUCAGUCACUUUAAGCAAACCUUCCUUCGAAGAGAUCUGGACGAACAGGAUGGUGACCUUUCUGUGUAAGGUGGUUCACAGUGAUUUACAGGGAUUCAGGGUAACCUGGCAGGUGGACGGAGGGAAAAGAGAAGAUGGGGUGUGGACUCAGGGUCCACACAGCGACAGAGGUGAAGACACGAUCACCAGCAGACUGACAGUCCCUGCUGCAGAGUGGGACAGCGGGGCUGAGUACUUGUGUCGGGUGGAGGACAAGAGUUUGCCAACGCCAGAGAAGAGAUCCAUCAAGAAGGACACAGGUGGUGUUGUGACUCGUCCUCACGUCUACCUCCUCCCCCCUUUAUCGGAUGAGGUAGAGACAGAUCAGAUGGUGACCUUGAUGUGCCUGGUCACCAAUUUCUCUCCUGCAGAGAUCUACGUGGCCUGGAUAGCCAAUGACACCCUUCUGAAGACAGGGUUCGUGAACCAGCUGGUGACCAAGGAUACCAGAAAUGGCUGGAACACAAUGACCAGUCAGUUGAAGGUUUCUCCAGAGGACUGGAAUAGCGGCACCACUUUCUCCUGUGUGGUGGGACAUGAGUCGAUCACAACCAGUCUGUUCCGAAGCAUCAAUAAAUCUCACAGCAAACCCACCCUGGUCAAUCUCUCACUUGUUCUGACUGAUAGUUUUAAAUCUUGUGUAUAAAACCACACGAUUCAAUCAAUAAAACCCUUGUUUUGAUAGUUUUAUGAUUAUUAACUGUCACAGAGGAUAGUUUAACUCAUUAAAACAUGAUCAAAAUUUGGACCUUUUAAAAUAAUUACGAACAAAAUUAGAAUCAAGAAUCCAAUUAAGCUACAAACAUGAUUCACCACAAAUCUCGGAGCUUCUGGGUCCCGUUUCAGACCUUUUUCUGCCAUGUUCAAAAGGAUUUCAAUACUGUGUGGGAUCGCACUAGGUAUUAAAUCUUUGUAUGUGUCAAUGUACUGAUCCAAGUUCAAUAAAUGUGACAUGAAAAUG